AUGGAGCAAUUCCAGGACGGCCACCACGUGCGGCUUCGGUGCCGCGAGCACGGCAUGUACCUGCACGCCGACAAGGACGGCCGUGGAGUCUCCCUCCGCCGGCCCCGGGCGUCGAUGAACGCGGCGUGGGCAGUGCACCUGUACCAAGAAGAUGACGAUGUCCAGUACGUGCUCCUCCACAGCGCCGCCUAUGGCGGCUACCUGGCGGCCAUGGACGCACCGGCGCCGCUAGGCCACCGCGGGCGCCGCGUCGAGCAGCGCGACUACGAGGAACUGGAGGAGGAGGCCGUCAGGUGGCGGCCCGUCAGGAUCGUGCCCGGGGACUACAUCCUGCUCCGCCACGCCAGCGGCCGCUUCCUCCGCGCCAACGGGAAGUUCCUCCCCUGGAACAACGGCGCCAGCGUCGUCGACACCGUCAGCACGAUGACGCACUGGGUCGUGGAGCGCAUCCCCGCCAGGGAGGGCAUGCCUGAGCUCCCCCUCGCCGGAGGCCUCGACAUCCUGUUGCCGCGGCGGUGGGUCGUGUACGCCUCGGCGGGCGCCGAUGGGGGCCCCGCCUUCUGGGCUACGUUGGGGUUCAAGGGGAGGUCUGUGUUCCGCCUGAGGAGCGAGCUGGCCAGCGAUAUAGGCAUCGGCAUGGGCGACCUCGCCAUGUGCGUCCAGGCGGGCAUUAACGGGCGGCCUACCCCACUCGUCGUCAACCUACCCCGUGGCACGCGGACCCUUUACAUCGUCGUCGUCCCAGCCCAUGUCGAGCUGCGGUACCCGGAUGUCGGUGCAGAGUAG
Messenger RNA from Triticum turgidum subsp. durum (durum wheat), 786 nucleotides. Lineage: Eukaryota; Viridiplantae; Streptophyta; Magnoliopsida; Poales; Poaceae. The record is from the annotation of a GenBank genome assembly.